Molecule: messenger RNA, 1374 nt
Organism: Dovyalis caffra
Lineage: Eukaryota; Viridiplantae; Streptophyta; Magnoliopsida; Malpighiales; Salicaceae
Source: the annotation of a GenBank genome assembly
AUGGUAGAAAUGCAGUCAAAACAGCAUGCAAUGUAUGUGGCUACAACGGAUAACAUUAUAGUAGGUUCUCAUGUAUGGGUCGAAGACCCUGUGUUGGCAUGGAUUGAUGGAGAAGUUCUUAGGAUCAAUGAUGAAGAAGUUCAUGUUCAUACCACCAAUGGGAAAACAGUUGUUGCAAGCAUCUCCAAAGUAUUUCCCAAGGAUACCGAAGCUCCUCCUGGAGGUGUAGAUGACAUGACAAAGCUGUCAUAUUUGCAUGAACCAGGAGUUCUUCAUAACUUGGCUGCAAGAUAUGAACUUAAUGAAAUAUAUACAUACACUGGAAAUAUACUGAUUGCAAUAAAUCCAUUCCAAAGAUUACCACAUCUGUAUGAUACGCACAUGAUGGAACAAUAUAAAGGUGCUGCAUUUGGAGAGCUAAGCCCUCAUGUUUUUGCAGUUGCAGAUGUUGCAUACAGGCAAAUGAUCAAUGAGGGAAAGAGCAACUCAAUUCUAGUUAGUGGAGAAAGUGGUGCUGGUAAGACUGAGACAACAAAGAUGCUUAUGCGGUAUCUUGCAUACAUGGGUGGUCGAUCAGGCGUGGAAGGCCGAACUGUUGAGCAACAAGUUCUAGAAUCUAAUCCAGUUCUUGAAGCAUUUGGCAAUGCCAAAACAGUUAGGAACAACAACUCCAGUCGAUUUGGCAAAUUUGUUGAGAUUCAAUUUGACAAGAAUGGGAGGAUAUCUGGAGCAGCUAUACGUACUUAUUUACUUGAAAGAUCUCGUGUUUGCCAAGUUUCUGACCCUGAAAGAAACUACCACUGCUUUUACCUUCUGUGUGCUGCACCGCCGGAGGAAAGAGCGCAGUAUAAGUUGGGAAACCCCAAAUCAUUCCAUUACCUGAAUCAGACGAACUGCUAUGAGUUAGAUGGAGUAAACGAUGCCGAGGAAUACCUUGCAACCAGAAGGGCAAUGGAUAUAGUUGGCAUUAGUGAGGAAGAGCAGGAGGCUAUUUUUAGGGUUGUAGCUGCCAUUCUGCAUCUUGGGAACAUUGAAUUUGCAAAAGGAGAGGAAAUAGACUCAUCCGUUAUCAAGGACGAGAAAUCUAGGUUCCAUCUCAACAUGACAGCAGAACUACUCCAGUGUGAUGCCAAGAGCUUGGAAGAUGCAUUGAUACAGCGUGUGAUGGUAACUCCAGAAGAGAUUAUUACAAGAACUCUUGAUCCUCUUUCUGCAGUUGUUAGCAGGGAUGCCUUAGCUAAAACCAUUUAUUCCCGCUUGUUUGAUUGGCUUGUGGAUAAAAUUAACAAUUCUAUUGGGCAAGAUCCAAACUCUAAAUCAUUGAUUGGAGUUCUUGAUAUAUAUGGUUUUGAAAGUUUUAAGUUCAACAGGUAA